CGUAAAUAAAAAAAAUGUGCUGAGUGCGUCGUUAAAUAAAACAUUUCUUUCUUUCUUUCAAAGAAAAAAAGCGGACGUGAUUUCUUGUGAACAAGAGGACUUGCUGUGGCAAAAGGGAAUUUUGUGGGAAGAUACACCUCAGAAAUUAUUAGACACCGUUUUUUACUUAAAUGGCAUUAAUUUCUGUCUUCAAGGAUGGGAGGAGCAUCGUGCUUUAAAAGUUGGAACGUUUUCCAAUUUUAAGAUAGUUUCCAAGAAUGGGGAGCGAUAUCUUGUAUACAAUGAGGGCGUCACCAAAACUAAUGCAGGCGGUUUGAAGCACAAGAACUUGACACCGAAAUCAAUCACGAUUGGAUCGAACAACGAAGACCCGACACGAUGUCCCGUUAAGACUCCACGAAAAAUAUAUGUCGUUACGGCCCCAUAACUGCGAAGAUUUCUAUCUGAGACCACUUAAAUAUACCAAACAAGGUUUAUGGUACUGUUCUGUUCCCGUUGGGCGACACCUUCUAUCAGGAGUUGUCAGGCGACUCUGUGAGAAUGCCGGAUUCAAUGGGUUCUACACCAAUUGCUCCCUUCGUGCCACGACGGCCACCCGGUUGUAUGAAUGUGGCAUUGAUGAGCAACUGAUAGCUGAACGGACUGGUCAUAGGUCUUCGGCUAUUCGAGGGUACAAAAGGACGAGCGACGAUUUGCUCAAAAUGGUAGAUGACGUGGUACAACGAAAAGUUUCCGCGACCACCAACAAUUUGAAGCCACCCCCUUACAGCACUCCUCUUCGUCAACAGGCCGGUCGAUUCGAUAAUGCAACAGUAGUGUCAACAGAUGCACCCAACGCCGUGCAACAAAGUUGUGUUCAAUUCGUGGUUGAGCGUAAUGGUACAAAAGUGACUGUAAACUGGAUAAAAAUGCUAUUAAAAUAA
Gigantopelta aegis is the source of this 923-nucleotide messenger RNA. RefSeq lists its product as uncharacterized. Gene Ontology annotation, molecular function: DNA binding. Gene Ontology annotation, biological process: DNA recombination; DNA integration. The transcript has 3 exons. The record is from RefSeq and is a predicted model, not a curated record. The coding region runs from base 408 to 923 and encodes 171 amino acids. NCBI's taxonomy places the organism in Eukaryota, Metazoa, Mollusca, Gastropoda, Neomphalida, Peltospiridae.